Molecule: messenger RNA, 3209 nt
Organism: Micropterus salmoides (largemouth bass)
Lineage: Eukaryota; Metazoa; Chordata; Actinopteri; Centrarchiformes; Centrarchidae
Gene: htr3b
Product: 5-hydroxytryptamine (serotonin) receptor 3B
Exons: 10
Coding region: 313-1647 (444 amino acids)
Biological process (GO): regulation of membrane potential; signal transduction; monoatomic ion transmembrane transport
Cellular component (GO): postsynaptic membrane; synapse; neuron projection
Molecular function (GO): extracellular ligand-gated monoatomic ion channel activity; transmembrane signaling receptor activity; neurotransmitter receptor activity
Source: RefSeq, a predicted model, not a curated record
ACUUAUUUUACACUAUAAUCAGCGUUGGGCAGUACUCAGUAAAGCGUUACUGUAGUAGGCCUAGUGUAACUAAUGACUUUUCUAUAACAGUGAUAUUAUUACAGUUGCAUUACUCGUUACUGAACGCGCCAUCCUUGAUGUGAGCAGCUCAGCAGCACCCGACUUUGUUGUUCACGUCCGCUGAUAGCCAAAAACUAAAGGAAGAAUGGAGAACGAGGGAGAGAGGCGUGCUUUCCACAGCUAGCAGAUGUUUUGAUGUGACACCUAGAUAACACCAGUAAUCUGGGAUCUGGAAGGCUGAUUUUUAGCUUGAUGUCUCUCAUUUGGCUGACAUUGUUGUUCUCAGCUCAUCUGGCUGAAUGUGUGCCAGAAAAGCCAAAAAGAUCAGCUCUGAACCAGCUGACCAGGACCCUCCUCAGGAAAUAUGACUGCGGUGUUCGACCUGUUCACAACUGGACCAGUCUCACCACUGUCUACAUAGAUCUCAUACUACAGUCUGUGCUUGACGUGGAUGGAAACACACAGAGCAUAACUUUAAGUAUUUGGUACAGACAGAUCUGGACAGAUGAGUUCCUGGUUUGGGACCCAGAUGAGUUUGAUGGGAUCAAUGAGAUCUCACUGUCAUCUGAUGCCAUCUGGAUACCUGAUAUUAUCGUUAGUGAAUUUGUGGACGAGGGGAAGUCCCCUCCAAUCCCCUAUGUGUACGUCAACUCCUCUGGCUCAGUGAAGAACUACCGGCCCAUGCAGGUGGUGCUCGCCUGCCGCCUGGAGAUGUAUGCCUUUCCAUUUGACAAGCAGAACUGCAGCCUUACCUUUCGCAGCUGGCUUCACUCAGUGAAGGAAAUAGACUUGGCUCUGUGGAGGAGUGCAGAGGCCAUUGCUAAUCAUAAGAGGGAGUUCAUGAAUGACGGAGAAUGGGAACUGUUGUCCAUUCCUUCCAGCUACUGGCAAAUCCACCAAGACAACACUGACUACGCCCUCAUCCAGUUCAAUGUGUUGAUCCGCCGGCGCCCCCUGCUGUAUGUGGUGGGACUUCUCAUCCCCAGCAUCUUCCUCAUGCUGGUAGAUGUGAUCAGCUUCUACUUGCCUUUGAACAGCGGUACACGCAUCGCCUUUAAAAUCAGCAUACUGCUUGGCUACACGGUCUUCAGAGUCAAUAUGACUGAUGAACUGCCUUCCAACGCAGUAAACACUCCACUCAUAGGUGUGUUCUUCGUGGUGUGCAUGGCCAUGCUGAUGCUCAGCCUGAUCAAGUCUAUACUGGUGGUGAAGCUGCUCCACUACAGUGAGAAGGAGGUCAGGCAAAUGUCAUUGUCUGCCUGCCUGCUGGACAAAUAUGGCUCAGCUGGUCAAGGCUUCACUGACAGCAUUAAAACUGGAGAUUUUGAGCUUGAGCCCUCACUCGAGGAAGAUCUGAUGUCCCUGAAUGAGAUCCAGGAUGCUCCCACUGGGCUGGAGUGGCUUCUCCAGGAGCUGGUUUCCCUCCGCCUGGCCUUAUCCCAGGAGGACACUGAGUCUUCGGCUCAGGCUGAAUGGCUGGCCCUCUGCUCUAAGCUCGACUGCUUCCUGUUCCGCUUUUACCUGUUGGUUCUGGUCUUGUAUGCUGGUACUCUGCUGCUGCUCUGGGCCAGUUGGAGCUUUGCCUGACCACUCAAUCAGAUACAUAAUGAUUUUUUAUUACUGUAACUGAAAACUUUAAAUAUUUACAAUUAUUCAUGAUGCUUUACUUGUGUAUUUAGAAUAUAAGUGAAUAAGUGAUCUACAAAAUCACAAAAGUAAAUAAAAAUAAACUGAAUAGAAUAGGAUACACUUUAUAUUGUAUGUAUAUUGUUAACCCAUACUUUUAAAGUAUAUUAUUAAAAGUGUCUUCUUAUUUUUGUAGUUUUGGCCAUUGUUUUUAUUAGUCAUGAUAAUAGCAGAACAGCAGACAGACUGAUGUUAUUCAGCAUAGCAUUAGUUCAGGCAGUGCACUGAAGAUGCACUUGCUUCAGCUGAUUGGCAUCAGCCACCAUAUAUGACUAAUUGAUGUAUCAUGCCUUUGCUACCAGAUGACCAGUUUCAUCUAAUCAUAUUCAAGUGUUUCAGGCAGCCUUUACAGCCUGUCUCCAUUAUUCUGAUUCUCUAAUGCCAUCAGCUGACACCUCCCUCCACCACCCUAACUUCCACCUCAUGUCACUGAAGUGUUAUCUUUCUAAGCUCAUGUUCAUGUAGAUUUCCAUAUCUGAUGCUAAAGUGUUUGGGGAUUAGCUCUCUCAGUAGAAUCCUCAUUGCUGCUCAGAGCAGAGCUUUUUCAGCCAAAUGUAUAACAAUUUGCAAUAAAUGGUAAAUUCUUUGACACGUGUCAGAGAAGGAAAACUGUACACACACAACCACGAUAAGUACUGUAGUUGAAGCAGGAAAUUUGUCUGGAAACUAUGAUGAAUGUUUAUAUAUAAACAUUAUGUAUUAUAAUACAAUUUGGAUAAUAAAUGUAAUGUUUGCCUUUGUAUUCUCUCACAAAUAUGUUUGGCUUAUUUGUUGGUUUAUCUAUUUAUGUUUCUUGCCACAUCUGACUUCUUUUUAGCAAUGUUGUUUCCCUAAAUCUCAGCUAUUAAAUUAGUGAGUAAAAUUUGAUUAUGACCGAUGCACAUGAUGCCAAAACUACAAGAAUACAAUUCAAAUGGUCUGAAAGUAACUAUCCUUUAAAUAUUCUGUUUGCUUAACUCCAGAUAUUUCAUUGCCACUGAAUAGCAACAUCAUAGUCUGACAGAGACAUUAUUGUAUCAGAUCUGUUAUGGUUUCCUGACAGUGAAGAUUUACUCAAAGAUACUGUAUAAUAAAGCAGCUCUCUGGAGAAAACCCUCAGUGCCAGUGUGAUGUUAUGAUAUUGUAUUCAGACUUUAAUCUCCAUCCCACUGUCAUAGAAUAGAUCAAUAAAACCCAUUCAGAGUUCAGCUGCUGCAUCUCUAUUCCCUGUUGGUUUCCUAAUAGUCAUGAUAAGAAUAUCAAAAGUGCGUCAUAGAAAACUUGCCAGUGGAAAGAUCCAUAUUAAUGCACUUCUCAUAGUAUCUGCAGACCUCUUUUUCCAGUGGAUCUGGUUACAUGAUGUUAUGCAACAGAACUGAUGAUAAAUGUUUAGUCAGUCCUUUGUUACUGUCUGUGUAAGGUAAUAAGGCCGUAUGUUAACUUCAAGCUUUGUGUAUUCACUCUGAUGGAAACUGUAAAGAUAA